Messenger RNA from Caenorhabditis briggsae, 1113 nucleotides. Gene Ontology annotation, molecular function: oxidoreductase activity. The transcript is spliced from 8 exons. NCBI's taxonomy places the organism in Eukaryota, Metazoa, Nematoda, Chromadorea, Rhabditida, Rhabditidae. The coding region runs from base 1 to 1113 and encodes 370 amino acids. The record is from RefSeq and is a predicted model, not a curated record.
AUGGAAUCAUAUGUCGCACGAGAUCCAUACUUUGAUCGAUUCACCGGUAGAACGCAAAUUCCACACAGAGUUAAAGAAACUAUUCAAAUGGAUGUGAAAACCGGCGAAAGGCUUGGGAAUUGUGCCCGUAUGCAUUACAGUUUGUUAAAAGCGUUCAUGAAUCGAGUAGGGGAAUGUGGUCUGAUGAACGUGAAAGAUCCACCGAAGCACAUGCUCAUCAUGUCGGACUCGCACGUCAACGCUACUGGCGGAUCUCAUAAGCUCAACACUGGAUUUCACAUCCCACUCGUCGGUUUCGGAACCUACAAAGUCGUUGGAGACGAUGUGAUGACAGCAAUCGAUGCUGCUCUCACUGCUGGCUAUCGGAUGUUCGAUACAGCCAAAUAUUACAAUAAUGAGAAGGAGUUGGGAGAAGCAAUCAAGGUUCUGCUUCCGAAGCAUGGAUUAACUCGCUCCGAUAUUUUCCUCACCACAAAGUUCUUCCCUGAAAGGGAUGACUGUCGAAAGGCUUGCGAAAAUUUCGUCGAGGAAUCGCUGAAGAAUCUUAACACCAAUUACAUUGAUAUGUACUUGGUUCACUAUCCAAAACCAAAUGUUUGUGAUAAUGACGAUGAGAAGAAUGCAGAAUAUCGGAAAGUCGCAUAUCAAGUAUUGGAAGAAGCUCAAGCCGCUGGCAAGAUUCGGUCGGUCGGAGUCUCCAACUACGAAAUCAAGCAUCUCGAAGAGCUGAAAACUCAUGCCAAAGUUCCACCGUGUGCCAAUCAAGUCGAAUAUCAUCCACAUUUCGUUCGUAAGGAGCUUCACGACUACUGCAAAAUGGAAAAUAUCUUCUUCCAGGCGUUCUCUUCACUCGCCCGACACGAGAAAGCUCUCAUUGAAGACCCAGUUGUCGUUGAAUUGGCCAAGAAGCAUCAAACGACUGUACCGCUAGUUCUCCUCGCAUGGGCUCUUCGUCAGGACGUCGGAAUCGUUCCAAAAUCCGUGACACCGGCGAGAAUCGCUGAGAAUUUCAAAGUUAUCGAUGUCAAACUAUCUCCAGAAGACAUCAAAUCGUUGGCUGCCCUUGACAAGGGUCAGCAUUAUAUUCGAUGCACCGGGUGGCUUGUGAAAUAA